Messenger RNA from Sphenostylis stenocarpa, 654 nucleotides. The record is from the annotation of a GenBank genome assembly. NCBI's taxonomy places the organism in Eukaryota, Viridiplantae, Streptophyta, Magnoliopsida, Fabales, Fabaceae.
AUGGCAUCAUCGUCAUCGUCAUCGUCGUCGCCGUCACCACCACCACCAUCGUCAUCCAUGAUCUCAAACCCGACAACCCAGAGCACGGACCGGUCACGUGACGCAAAGAGAAGAAAAAAGAAGAAAACACCGCAGCGAGAGGAUCAGAGCCACCCCAAAUGGAAAUCGCAAGCGCAGCAACAAAUCUACUCCUCCAAGCUGCGUCAAGCCUUGGCCAGAGUCAACCUCGCCUCCGCGCCGCCAAAGGGAAAAGCCGUGCGCGAAGCCGCCGACAGAGUCCUAGCAGUGACGGCGAAGGGGAGGACGCGGUGGAGCCGAGCCAUCCUCACCAACCGGCUCAAGCUCAAGUUCACCAAACACAAGAGACAGAGAGUGACCACAACACCCCCUAACCGGUGGAAGAAAGCACGCGUGAGCGUUCACCGGCUGAAGGGGAAGAGUGGAGCGAGUGUGCAGAGGAAAGUGAGGCUCCUGGGACGGUUGGUUCCCGGUUGCCGAAAAGAACCGUUACCGGUUGUUCUGGAAGAAGCCAUCGAUUACAUACCCGCGCUUGAGAUGCAGGUUCUAGCCAUGAACGCCCUCUUUAACCUUCUCUCCGCUUCUUCUUCUUCUUCUUCUUCUUCUUCCGGCGCCUCCUCCGGUAGCCCCUCAUAA